Drosophila bipectinata is the source of this 1996-nucleotide messenger RNA. Lineage: Eukaryota; Metazoa; Arthropoda; Insecta; Diptera; Drosophilidae. The record is from RefSeq and is a predicted model, not a curated record.
AUGUAAAUAUUUCAGAAACACAAAAUGUCAUCAAAAUUGUAGUUGUUUUUUAAAUUUUUUGUUCGUUUUUUUUGUCCGGUUUUAUGUGCCUUGAAGGCAAAAACUUCAAUGGAGCGUCCCAACGACUUCGAGUCCAGCAUGGAUGGAAGCCAGGCUACUUUCCAAACAAUAAAUAACAUCAAAAGUCUGGACGCAAUAUACAAGACUUACAUACCAGCUUCAGCUUCAAAAGAACUUAAGACCAAAUCAGACUUUAGCAUUGCAGACUCCACCACUACCCUUAAAAAUGAACCCAUUACACCACCUCUUCCAUGUCAAAUUGUAGACACUUCAUCACCAUUAAGUAGGAACAAUCCACCUUUAAGGAAUAUAGAUAGUUCCAUGUCAUCAUUCCAAUUAAAUAGAUCGGAUUCCAGAAUCGCUUCUGGACAAAUUGUUAAAACUCGGAGCAGUAUUGGUGGAGGAUCUUCCAGUUGUUGGGGUCAAUCGCCCAACGUUACUUUCGCUGAACCGGAAAUUUGUAGCGAUCCCUAUUAUGAUCAAGGCUCGUCAUCCAAUUGUGGCUGUGGCUGGUCUCCCACGCAGUCAACUUGGAACCAAUCUCAGAUGCAGAGCGGACCGCCCACGAGUCAAUCCCAACCGAUAUCAGGCGGUUCUUCACGUGCGCCUUCCCAAGGGUGCUCAGCCACCUGCUCAGGUAAUCCAAAUGGAUGCUCCUGUGAGUCAUACUUCACGGAUUCAGAUCAAGAAUCGGAUUCAGAUCCUUCUCCCAGCGGCAGUCCAUCACGUCAGACAAGGGACCAGGAGGAAUCUGAAUGCUCGGAGUGCCGAAAGAUGGCAUUCCAAAGGCAAAAUCAAACAACUCAAAACUCCUCUUAUGGUAAUUAUUCUUCAGGAAACUCACCAGCAUCUGGUAGCUCACCCCAUUCCUGUGGGCAGCGGAAGAUUGAUCCACCAUAUCGGAUUGCUGUGCUGCACCGUUUCUUCCACCGAGUUCCUCCUCUCGUCCUCCACCGGAUUACUGCUCUUGUAGCUUCUCAAGUCCACAUGAGCCAUCUCCACAUAUUCCUGCAAAGGAUUGCAGUACCCAUCCAUCGAAUGGCUUUCAGUUUCCUCCAUCUAAUUGCUGCCAGAGCUCUCCACCAGAUAGCUUCCCACCUCCACCGGAUUUCUGCUCUUGUGGCUGUUCACCUCCACGUGAGGUACCUCCACAAGUAGGUCCAACGAAUUGCUUUCAGGGUCCUCCGCCUAAUUGCGGUCAGUGCCCUUCACCGGAUAGCUUCCAGUGUCCCCCACCAGACGGGUGCCCUCCGUCAGGAUGUUUCCCUCCUCCAGGCGGGCAGAAGAGUUGCCCUCAGAUGCCCUGCUUCGACAGCUGCUUCGGAAAUAAAUGUUGUUGCGGUUCCAUCGUGAACGACCGUAUCCAUUCCCAAACUGUUUACAUGGCUGACUACAGGCCGACCUGUUACCGUCCCAAUACAUUUUCUGGAAACACGGAAGCAGGGAACGAAUGCUGCUGCGAAAGUGUACCUCUAGGUGGAGGAUUUGGAAGACUAUGCAAGGAUUGCCCUUGUUUAAACUCAGGUGGUUGUGGACCCACGUUUAGUGGCUGCGGUGGGUCCAACCCUCAGCCUCCUGGGUGCGGUGGAGUAUGUGGUGACCUAUAUGGUGGACAGUCGCCCGGAACUUAUGGAUGCUCGAGUGGCUGUGGUUCUACCCCUCCGCCUUCUGGUUGCUGUGGUGUAUGUGGUGAUCUAUGUGGCGGACAGUCGCCCGGAAUUUAUGCCAUUGGUGAUCUAUAUUCUCCAGAUUAUUGCUGCUACCCACUAAGUCAGGUCACUUACACUUGCCCCAAUGCCUAUUGCUGUCAACCGACUGACUGGUGUAAUCAGGGCUCAUGGUGAGGUUCUUAAACAAAAAUCCAUAUCCACAAAACUUAAAAAUAAUGAAAGUGAUCUAAACCAAACGUAAGGCUUUAUAAUUAAAUAAAAAAUUA